This is a messenger RNA of Asparagus officinalis (garden asparagus), 501 nucleotides long. RefSeq lists its product as uncharacterized. The coding region runs from base 1 to 501 and encodes 166 amino acids. The record is from RefSeq and is a predicted model, not a curated record. NCBI's taxonomy places the organism in Eukaryota, Viridiplantae, Streptophyta, Magnoliopsida, Asparagales, Asparagaceae. The transcript is spliced from 3 exons.
AUGAAUGAGAUGUCAGCGAAGAGAUUAUGGGAAAUACUCAAUGCAAAGUACCUUACUAAGAGCAUUAAGAAUCGACUUCACUUGAAGAAGAGGUUUUACCAGUUCAAGAUGAAGAUGGAAGUUUCCAUUAUGGAGCAUGUAAACAACUUCAUGAAGCUACUUUCAGAUAUAGUCAAUAUGGAUAUCAUGGUUAAGGAUGAAGACAAGGUGGAGGAAGACCAGAUUCGAGAGAUAUCGCAACAGGUGGAGGAUGAUGUGACUCCACCCACUUCAGAUAGUAUUGUAUCCAUUAAGACUCCUACAGAGAUGACACUGGAAGGAGACGGAAUGAUGGCUGGGCAUAUAGAGGAUAUAGUGGAUGGUGAGACUCAGGAGCAGAGUCAUGUUCAGGAGUCUAUUGUUCCUUCUACAUUCAGGAAGGCAAAGUCUAGCCCUAAUUCGAUCAGGUGGAGGGAAGCUAUGAAAGAGGAGAUGCGUUCUCUUCAGAAGAACGAUAGUUAG